Molecule: messenger RNA, 351 nt
Organism: Trypanosoma rangeli
Lineage: Eukaryota; Euglenozoa; Kinetoplastea; Trypanosomatida; Trypanosomatidae
Product: putative endosomal integral membrane protein
Exons: 1
Coding region: 1-351 (116 amino acids)
Source: RefSeq, a predicted model, not a curated record
AUGGCGUUGUGUUGCUCAUCUGUAGAUGUGUAUGGUGUGCUGGUUGUCGCGCUUAUUCUUGGGGAUGGGACCAAUGCCUUGUUUUUACCAAACGUUCAUCCGAGGUUUUUAUUUUUUUUUUGGAGGGAUGAAAUUGUUACAAUUCAGGUGAAUGUAUUGACCUCUGUACGAGCCUAUCCAAACUAUGACUAUUACAAUGUUUUACCAUGCGCCGUCCCAGUGUACCUGUGGAAGGGGAGGUGGGUGGCAUUGGUGGAGUGCUUAUGGGAGAUCGUAUACAAUCUACUCCGUACGAAAAUAGUAGUGUAUUUAAUGAUGUUACGUGUGAAGAAAUCUGUGAAAGAGAAAUAG